Messenger RNA from Gossypium raimondii (Peruvian cotton), 1245 nucleotides. RefSeq lists its product as uncharacterized. NCBI's taxonomy places the organism in Eukaryota, Viridiplantae, Streptophyta, Magnoliopsida, Malvales, Malvaceae. The coding region runs from base 272 to 1051 and encodes 259 amino acids. The record is from RefSeq and is a predicted model, not a curated record. The transcript is spliced from 3 exons.
CCUGAUUAUCGAGUUCUGUGAGAUCUGCAAAAAAACACCAUAGCACCACCAAACCAAAGCCCCCCCUCUCUUUCUCAAGAGACAAACAAAACAAGGGAUAAAUAAACACACCCUUUUUGGAUCUAAAUAUUUCUCGUUUCUUUUCUUCGCUCUCUCACUUGGUAUUUUAUCUUUUCAGUUCCCUCCUCCAUCACCUAUAAUUUGCUCUCUCUUUUUUUUUUUAUUUCUCGUAUUUGUUCGCUUAUUUUUAAUUGAUACCCGAUACAACAACAUGAGGAUUCGGAAGAACGCGAAGCUAUCGUCGCUGAUACACUCCGAGGGUUCAAGGGCUGAGAGUGUGCACGUGUGCGAGCUGAACCAGUCGCCAUGGGAUGUGAUUUCCUUCGCUCAAGACCCAUACCCAUCGUAUCUUCAUCACCAGUUCGAAGCAGAAGAUAGUUUUAAUGGAAAUGGGAGCUUAGGCGAUUCUGUUGGUGCUGUCGAGAGCGUAGCGUCGAUGAUGGAGAGUGAAGAUAAAGCGAUAAUGAAAGUGGAAGGCAUGGUUAUCGACGAUAACGACGAGGUGAAAUUUGGGUUUCAGACCCAAUGCGAAGAGGAAGAAGAGGGAUCCAAGCAAGAGCGUGUGCUGAAAUCUUGCGGCAACGAUAGCGGAAAUAAUCCCAGCAAGAAAUCGGACAGGAAUAAUUACCAGCUAACCGGUAACCGCCGCGGACGAGCCCGAGCCGCCAAGAAAGGGUCGUCGUCAGCGUCGAACCCGUACGAAUUUUACUAUUAUUCGGGGUUCGGGCCGUCGUGGGGAAGGAGAAGAGGCGGCGAAAUGAGGAAGAAUAUUAUCGAGGGUAAAGAAGUUGAAAACAACAGCAGCGCUGUCACCGCUCAAAACAAUACGACGCCGUCGUCGUCUUCGCAAUUCGAUAAUAAUGAAGAAUUUGAUUAUGUGGAUGAUGAGGAUGAUGAAUAUGAUGAUGACGAGGAGGACGAGAACGUAGAUAGUGGCAAGAAACGGAUGAGGAAACCUAUUAAAGCAAGAUCAUUAAAGUCCUUAAUGUGAAGACCAUCACAUAAAAAAUAUAUAUAAAAAAAAGAGGGUUUCGGCCUUUUUUUGGCUUAAAUGUGUUGAAAAUUGUUGUACUUUUUUUCAUUUGCGUUUCUCUUUUUAAUGGGUAUGUUUCUUGUCUUUAUUUUUUUUGCUUCUAGGGUUUUAUUUAUUAUUAAGUAAAUUUAAAUUUUAAAGAUUUUAUUUUA